AUGAGUAAGAGAGUGGCUUUCAGCCCUGAUGUCAACAACAACAAGCACGGCGGCAGUGCUGGCAUCAAAGUUGGCGGAAAGAAGAGGAGGGUGGUCGGAAUCUGGAUUUUCCGAGCAUCCAAACACUCCAACUUUUCACCCGUAGGGUUUCUAAGGAGAAUUGGAGCUACAGUUUUGAGGUUUGUCUCUUCAAGAAAGAGGUCUUCACGUAAAGUUUCUUCGUCGAGUUUGUCUAGGUCGAGGUCUUGUGCAGAAACAGUUGAUUCUCAUCGAGCCGAAGCCAUUGAGGAUUGUAUCGAGUUCUUGAAUUCUUCUUCUUCUUCUUCUUCCUUGCAGAGAUCAUAUUCAGUCUCCGCAAGUUCUUGCUAA
Messenger RNA from Camellia sinensis, 369 nucleotides. NCBI's taxonomy places the organism in Eukaryota, Viridiplantae, Streptophyta, Magnoliopsida, Ericales, Theaceae. The record is from RefSeq and is a predicted model, not a curated record.